Messenger RNA from Aspergillus uvarum CBS 121591, 315 nucleotides. RefSeq lists its product as uncharacterized. Gene Ontology annotation, biological process: canonical NF-kappaB signal transduction. Lineage: Eukaryota; Fungi; Ascomycota; Eurotiomycetes; Eurotiales; Aspergillaceae. The record is from RefSeq and is a predicted model, not a curated record. The annotation marks the transcript as partial. The transcript has a single exon.
AAAGGGGGUAAUGGCAAUGGCAAUGGCAGCUUCCGCAAUCUCGUGUUCUGGCCCGUGGAGUCGGGGAAGCGGAAGGAUGUGAGUAAGGAGAAUGUGGAGGGGUUUAUGCGCCAUUCCCCGCAGGCGGAUGGGUCGUCCACUGCGUUGUUGGCGGUGCUGAAGGCGGAGCGCGUUCGCUGGCAUCCGGAUAAGAUCCAGCAGCGGUAUGGAGGGCUUGGGAUCGAGGAGGCGGUGCUGCGCUCGGUGACGGAGGUGUUUCAGAUUAUCGAUCACUUGUGGAAUGAUCUUAGGGCUACCGGCAGAGAUUCUGCCUGA